CUUAGGUCUUGCCCUCUAUAUAUAUUUCUGUCUUCAGUCUGUUUACCACAUAAUGAGCAGCCCGCCCCCAAGUAGCUGAAUAAGAGAAAUGGACGAGGAGGAGGCAUCCAUGAAGGAAAUCAUCGAGGUUGGAGAAGAGUGCAUGGUUUCACCAUCAUCCAAUGAAAACCCAACUCGGAGAAUAACUUAUUUUCUCAAACACUGCAGCCAGAAUUGCAUUCAAGAGUCACCACAUCCACAAGAUUUUCAUCAUUCCUUCCCCUCCAACCAGAUAAAUGCUGUCACUAAAGUGAGAUACAAUGGUUGGCAAAAGCCACAUGAGGAAUGGAAAACAUGGGUCCAAAAGAUGCAACUCAAGUAUGAACAUCUGUGGGCAAAAGCUGGCAUAAAUGAUGCAAUCCAAGCUUCAACGUAUGAGUUCAACAGGAAGCAUGAGUUGAUUCUUGCCCUUGCUCAGCGUUGGUGUUCCAAGACCAAUACCUUCAUCUUCCCUUGGGGAGAAGCAACCGUCACGUUGGAAGAUUUAAAGGUUUUUUGGGGUUAUUCUGUUAUGGGAGUUCCUGUUUCUAGCCCUCUCGAGACGAGUGAGCAGAAGGAAGUAGAAGCAGAACUAAUUGAGGCAAGAAGAAUGUUUAAUAGCACAAAAUCAAAAAAAGUGACUCAUAGGCCAUGGGUGAUGCAUUUCAUGGAGAAUGAAAGUGGAGUGGAACACGAGGCCUUUUUGAUUUAUUGGUUGUCGAGGUUUGUGUUUCCAAAGGUACAUGAAACUAUUUUGAAGAGUGUUUUUCCAAUUGCGAUACAUCUUGCUCGAGGGACUCGAGUAGCUCUUGCACCGGCUGUUUUAGCAAGCAUUUAUAGGGACUUGAGUUUGUUGAACAACACCAUCAACAACAUUGGCACAUCCAUCACUCUGUGGGCACCUUUUCAGGUUGUGCAAAUAUGGGCUAUGGAGAGGUUUCCAGCACUGCAGCGGUAUCCACAAACAGUUGAAGAACAAGUGCUAAGGCGGUGGGCUAAGUGUGAUGGAGUAAAAAUGGUAAAAGAUAAAAACUUGAAAUCUGUAUUGGAUUCUGCUGGAGAUUGUAACAGAUUUUUAUGGAGACCAUACAACAAUUCACCAUCUCUAAAGCUUUAUAAUGAGAAGGAAAUGUGGGAAUGUGAUAAUCCUAAUUUGGAUUAUGAAUUGGAGUCAUUUGAUCGUUGCUUGAGGGCGUGUAAAUUGGUCGGUAUGGGGUGUGUAGAGCAAUACUUACCACAUCGUGUUGCUUUACAAUUUGGAUUGGACCAGGACAUUCCAGGUAUGGUUUUAGAUUGUAACAAUGAUCCUUGGAAGAGUGAAGGGUCUUUUGGCCCACCUCCUGGUUUUACUUCCAAGUUUGGAAGAGAUCAAGCAGGGGAUUUUGAUAAAAAGGAUCAGUUGGGAGAAAGAAGAGACAAUGAUGAUAGCAAAGAAGCCAAAAUGAAGAGUCCAUUGUGUGAUAUAAAUGGUGCCAUUGACAUGGAAGGGGAAGGGGAAGGUGCAAGAGUUGGUUUGGGAGCAAAAGUGGUUUCUGAGCUUAAAGCUACAAAAUUGAGGAUUUCAAAGCUUGAAAAAGUGAUUGCUGAGCUUAAAGCCGCAAAAUUUGGCCCAAAGGUUGAAAGUGGUGCACCCAAAGCAAAGCCAUAGUGCUCCUUGGUUAGUAACAAUAGAUCCAGAUCCUUUUUACCCAAUGCAGAUCAACUUAUAUCUAAGUAAUAGUUCAAUUGCUAACUUUCUUUGUAUUGUGACCCGUUGUUUAGUGAUAGUUCCUUUUUUUGUACAAUCUGCAUUAGUGCUCUUAAUUGUACUUGCUAUUAUGCAGAUCAUGGGAAUGUCAAGCGUCUGAAGUUAUUGAUUUGGUUGUUUAUAAAAACAUAAUAUAGAGUAUCCCAUUCUCUUUGUCUAUUGAUUACAAUAUUUUAAGGAACAAAGCACUAAUGAAGAA
Lotus japonicus is the source of this 1964-nucleotide messenger RNA. RefSeq names its product protein MAINTENANCE OF MERISTEMS-like. Gene Ontology annotation, biological process: meristem development; meristem maintenance. The transcript is spliced from 2 exons. Bases 89 to 1666 code for a protein of 525 amino acids. The record is from RefSeq and is a predicted model, not a curated record. NCBI's taxonomy places the organism in Eukaryota, Viridiplantae, Streptophyta, Magnoliopsida, Fabales, Fabaceae.